Messenger RNA from Erigeron canadensis, 801 nucleotides. RefSeq lists its product as uncharacterized. The record is from RefSeq and is a predicted model, not a curated record. The transcript is spliced from 2 exons. The coding region runs from base 1 to 801 and encodes 266 amino acids. NCBI's taxonomy places the organism in Eukaryota, Viridiplantae, Streptophyta, Magnoliopsida, Asterales, Asteraceae.
AUGGGUGAAGCAGCAGAGGCGUUUAGAUCGACGACCAACGCGAGGUUCUCAUUAGAGAUUCAAAACGGCGAGCAUAUAGAUGCUGAUCAGUUGUGGACACACUUGGCAAAGGGUAUGAGGGAUACGGCAAAGGCGGUACUAGGGGAAACAAGAGGGACAGGUAGUCAGCGGAAAGGGGGUAGGGAAUCUUGGUGGAUCAGUGAAGAGGUCAAACCAAGGUUGCGACAAAACUUAGUUGCUUUAAAGAACUUAUCAAGAGCAAGCAAAACGGGACAAAUGAGGACUGGUCCUUGGCUAGGCAGAGAUACUACGAAGCCAAGAAAGAGGCAAAGAAGAUUGGAUUUAGGAGACGUCAUCUAUAUUAAGGAUGAAAGCGGACGGAGCAUUGUGAAGGUGGAAGACAUUAGGAAAAGAUGGGAAGAGUACUUCGCCAACCUGUUUAAUAGGAGAGAGUCGGGGCGAAGUGAAGGAGGAAUCGAUCACGGUACUCACUCAGAUAUAUGUUGCGACGACGACGAUACUCCGAGGAUCAGCCAAGAGGAAGUAAGGCUCACCCUAAAGAAGAUGAGGAGAAACAAAGCAACAGGUCCAGACCAAAUUCCUAUCGAGGCAUGGAGAUGCUUGGGAGAUGUGGGGAUAAGCUUGCUGACAAGCCUUUUCAACAAGAUUUGGACAAGUGCAAAAAUGCUAGAAGAAUGGAGACUUAGCGAGGUCAUACCUAUCUAUAAGAACAAGGGGGACGUGCAGAGUUGUAGCAACUAUAGGGAAACAGAAACCUUAAACAAAAUGCUUCAAAGAUAA